Messenger RNA from Miscanthus lutarioriparius, 3309 nucleotides. Lineage: Eukaryota; Viridiplantae; Streptophyta; Magnoliopsida; Poales; Poaceae. The record is from the annotation of a GenBank genome assembly.
AUGGCGUGCGCGGUGCUGGUGUUGUGCGUGGGCUGUGCCGUCGCCGUGGACGAGCAGGGGGCGGCGCUGCUGGCGUGGAAGGCCACACUGCGGGGCGGUGACGCGCUGGCCGACUGGAAGCCGACCGACGCGUCGCCGUGCCGGUGGACGCGCGUGACGUGCAACGCGGACGGGGGCGUCACGGAGCUGAGCCUGCAGUACGUCGACCUGUUCGGCGGCGUGCCGGCGAACCUGACCGCCCUGGGCUCCACGCUGACCCGGCUCGUCCUCACCGGCGCGAACCUGACGGGGGCCAUCCCGCCGGAGCUCGGCGAGCUGCCGGCGCUGGCGCACCUCGACCUCAGCAACAAUGCGCUCACCGGUCCAAUACCGGCGGGGCUGUGCCGGCCGGGGAGCAAGCUCGAGACGCUGUACCUCAACUCCAACCGCCUGGAGGGCGCCCUGCCGGACGCCAUCGGCAACCUCACCUCUCUCCGGGAGCUCAUCAUCUACGACAACCAGCUCGCCGGCAAGAUACCGGUGGCCAUCGGCCGGAUGGCCAACCUUGAGGUGCUCCGUGGCGGCGGGAACAAGAACCUCCAGGGCGCGCUCCCUACCGAGAUCGGCAAUUGCUCCCAGCUCACCAUGAUCGGCCUCGCCGAGACUAGCAUCACCGGCCCGCUGCCGGCGAGCCUCGGGCAGCUCAAGAACCUCACCACGCUGGCCAUUUACACGGCGCUGCUCUCCGGCCCGAUACCGCCGGAGCUCGGCCAGUGCACCAGCCUGGAGAACAUCUACCUCUACGAGAACGCACUGUCCGGGUCCAUCCCGGCGCAGCUCGGCAGGCUCAAGAGGCUCACCAACCUGCUGCUGUGGCAGAACCAGCUCGUCGGCAUCAUCCCGCCGGAGCUCGGGUCGUGCUCCGGGCUGACCGUCGUCGACCUGUCGCUCAACGGGCUCACCGGCCACAUCCCGGCGUCGUUCGGCAACCUUCCGUCGCUGCAGCAGCUGCAGCUUAGCGUGAACAAGCUCUCCGGCACGGUGCCGCCUGAGCUUGCCCGGUGCAGCAACCUCACUGACCUCGAGCUCGACAACAACCAGCUCACCGGCAGCAUUCCUGCCGUACUCGGUGGCCUCCCGUCGCUGCGCAUGCUCUACCUCUGGGCCAACCAGCUGACGGGCACGAUCCCGCCGGAGCUCGGCCGGUGCACGAGCCUCGAGGCGCUCGACCUGUCGAACAACGCGCUGACCGGCCCCAUCCCGCGGUCUCUCUUUGCGCUGCCGCGGCUUUCUAAGCUACUGCUCAUCAACAACAACUUAUCCAGCGAGUUGCCGACGGAGAUUGGCAACUGCACGUCCCUUGUCCGGUUCCGAGCGAGCGGCAACCACAUCGCCGGUGCGAUACCGACCGAGAUCGGAAAGCUUGGGAACCUCAGCUUCCUUGACCUCGGUUCGAACCGGCUGUCCGGCUCUCUGCCAGCAGAGAUAUCUGGGUGCCGGAAUCUCACGUUCGUCGACCUGCACGACAACGCUAUCUCCGGCGAGCUGCCACCGGGGCUGUUCCAGGACUUGCUCUCUCUCCAGUACCUCGACCUCUCCUACAACGUCAUCGGAGGCACUCUCCCGUCGGACAUCGGCAUGCUCACCUCUCUGACGAAGCUCAUCCUCAGCGGCAACCGGCUGUCAGGGUCGGUACCACCGGAGAUUGGUUCGUGCUCCCGGCUCCAGCUCCUUGACGUCGGCGGCAACUCACUUUCCGGCAAGAUUCCGGGGAGCAUAGGCAAGAUUCCGGGGCUGGAGAUUGCUCUCAACCUCAGCUGCAACAGCUUCACCGGCACAGUCCCGGUAGAGUUCGCCGGGCUUGUCAGGCUCGGGGUGCUCGACGUGUCGCAUAACCAGCUGUCCGGCGAUCUCCAGACACUGUCCGGGCUCCAGAACCUCGUGGCGCUCAACAUAUCCUUCAACGGCUUCACGGGCCGGCUGCCGGAGACGGCGUUCUUCGCGAAGCUACCCACGAGCGACGUCGAGGGCAACCCGGCGCUGUGCCUCUCCCGGUGCGCGGGCGACGCUGGCGACCGCGACCGCGACGCGCGCCACGCGGCGCGCGUGGCGAUGGCCGUGCUGCUAUCCGCCCUCGUCGUCCUCCUCGUGUCCGCGGCGCUCAUUCUCUUCGGGCGGCACCGGCGCGCCGCGCGCGCCAGCGGGGAGAAGGACGGCGAGAUGUCGCCGCCGUGGAACGUGACGCUGUACCAGAAGCUGGAGAUCGGCGUGGCGGACGUGGCGCGCAGCCUGACGCCCGCGAACGUGAUCGGGCAGGGGUGGUCCGGGUCGGUGUACCGCGCGAGCCUCCCGUCGAGCGGCGUGACCGUCGCCGUGAAGAAGUUCCGGUCGUGCGACGAGGCGUCCGCCGAGGCGUUCGCGUGCGAGGUGAGCGUACUCCCGCGGGUGCGCCACCGCAACGUUGUUCGGCUGCUGGGGUGGGCGGCCAACAGCCGCACGCGGCUCCUGUUCUACGACUACCUCCCGAAUGGCACCCUCGGCGACCUGCUGCACGGCGGCGGCGGGGGCACGGCCGCCGCCGCCGUGGUCGAGUGGGAGGUGCGGCUCGCGAUCGCCGUCGGCGUGGCCGAGGGCCUCGCGUACCUCCACCACGACUGCGUGCCGGGGAUCAUCCACCGCGACGUCAAGGCCGAGAACAUCCUCCUCGGGGAGCGUUACGAGGCGUGCGUCGCCGACUUCGGCUUGGCCAGGUUCGCCGACGAGGGCGCCAGCUCGUCGCCUCCGCCGUUCGCCGGAUCCUACGGCUACAUCGCUCCCGAGUACGGGUGCAUGACCAAGAUCACGACGAAGAGCGACGUGUACAGCUUCGGCGUGGUGCUGCUGGAGAUGAUCACGGGGCGGCGGCCGCUGGACCACUCGUUCGGCGAGGGGCAGAGCGUGGUGCAGUGGGUGCGCGACCACCUGUGCCGGAAGCGGGAGCCCAUGGAGAUCAUCGACGCGAGGCUGCAGGGCCGGCCGGACACGCAGGUCCAGGAGAUGCUGCAGGCCCUCGGCAUCGCGCUGCUCUGCGCCAGCCCGCGCCCCGAGGACCGGCCGAUGAUGAAGGACGUGGCGGCGCUGCUGCGUGGCAUCCAACACGACGACAGCAGCAUCGAGGCGCGGAAAGCUGGAGGCGGAGCCGGAGGAGCGGAGGCCGAGGCCGGCGCCGGGGCCAGGAAGUGGGCCGACCCGAAGCAGCCCAUUUCUCCGACCAAAUUGAUGGCCCUCGCCCAACCAGCCCAGGCCCGGACAAGUUCAGGGUCUCAAAGCCUGCUCAAGAACCGGGAGUGA